AAUAACCGAACUUUAACCCCUUGACUGAAGUCUUUCUCGUUCUCAAGUGCUUUUCUAUCACUGUUUCUUCGCAAAAAAGUAUAUCUUUAUUACAGUUUGUUUACGCUGAGAAGUCAGUUUUUAACAGUGUGUGAUGUAAAGACCCCGGAACAGUCGAAACGAGAUCGCGAGAAAAUCCAGUAUGGCGACUUCCGCGAUCGUUCACUUCCUUCGUGAUUUUUUUCAUUGAAUAGUCUUGUUUAUUUCGCAAAAUAUGGAUAUUUUUCCAGUGUAGAUCCGACAAACUUACUGGGGAUUCGAUCCAGUGGAGAUGCCGUUCUUCAAGAGAAAGUCUGAGAAAACAAACGAUGGCUCUGUCAAGCAAGGCAAUAACAAGAAUAAACACCCUGUAAAGAAUACACCCCCAUCCAGCAAUACACCAUCACCAGUGCACCAUCCCAGUAAUUCACAACACAUGGCCAAUGGCAUACAAAGUAGAGUUAUAUCGGAUGGUGCUGACAUUAGCAGUGUUGGUGCUCGACCUAAGGUUCCAUUAUUACGAGAUAGAAGUAAACAAGAAACUUCAGUUGGAGACCUGGGAAUAGGGUAUGAAAGUCCAACAAGGUCAUCAGUGCAGAAAUCUAAAUCACGAUUAUCUAAACCAUUACAAGAAGUGCUUUAUGACAGCCAUGGUGCAUUGCCCUAUUUGAUUCAGUUUAUGAGUGCACAAGGAUGCCCACAAUUGGUACAAUUUUGGUUGUCAGCGGAAAGCUUUGGGUCAGCUACAUGGACAAAACUACGUGCAGAGUCAUUGCAUUCUGUUAGUAAAAGUACUGUUAGUAAUAGCAGUGAUGUUAAAGUACAGCAACUGGAAUCGAUUUUAAGCAAUAAACAUAAGGAACAUGCAGCGAGUGAAAAAAAUGUGGGAAAUUCACAUAAUAGUGAAACCACUGAACAGAAUUCAACAGACCCAGGAUCGGGCACAGAAUUAGCACAGAAAUUGAGGGAAUCAUCACUUUCUAGAUGCACAGACAGUAGUACAUCAUGUAACAGUGAUACUAACCAUAAUUUAAAUAAAGACAUUAUUAGUUCAGUCUCAUGUGAGGAUAAAUCAGCGGCAAAACUAAAGAAAGCAAUAGAAUCGGAUGCAGUCAACAUUUUCACUCGAUAUCUGGGCCAGGAUGCACCUAACCCGAUUGGAAUCCCGGAUGAUCUCAGAUUAGAAGUAAUCCGUAAAAUAUGCAUGGAGGAUGGACAGGUUGACCCUAAUUGUUUUGUACCUGUGCAACAUUUUGUACAGAAACAUAUUCAAGAAAAUUAUUUUGAUGCAUUCCUGCAAAGUGAUUUCCAUUGUAAAUAUCAAGUUGAUGUAUUGACUAGUGGCAGUGUAUACUUAACAGACAUUCUGUACAAUCAAACUGCCAUGUUUUAUUUCAUGGAGUAUGCGGAACAAGAGGGAUGUAUAGAUCUAUUGCAGUAUUUUUCUUUACAAGCCACCAAUCCUGUUGGGUUCAGUGAUGCAGUACGGUUUGAAGUGGAGUGCAAUAUUUGUAGAGAAGGUGGACCAUUACCAGACUGCUUUUCUACUUCAUUGAGGAUUGCCCAUAAUACUUUAGAAAAGGUGUACUUAAAGAGUUAUUUCACCAGUGAGAUGUAUUUGAAGUACUUGAAUGAAUUAAUACACCAAAUAAAGAAUGAGCAGGUGGAACCAAGUCCCCAUACAAGACGGAAAAGACAUCCCAGUGAGUCAAGUAGUGAAAACAGUAAUGGCAGCUUUAAAGAUGGUAAAAAUACACUGCUUGCUGACGGUACUGUCAAGAAAGUAGCAGAGAAAGUGGAAUCUGGUAAUUUUCGCAUUGAUACUGGUAACUUUGAUCCUGAUGCCUUAUGGCAGAGGCCGUCAGCAAAUAUGAUGUCAUUUGGUAAAGUCAAUGAAUUUGGUCAGUUCAUUGCAGAAUGUGAACCAGACCCAGAAGUCAAGAAAAAUAAAACUUCUAAGCUGGAUAAAGUCAAACAGUGGGUUACUGGUAAUGAGGACCAGGUACAGGAAGAGAUGGCGUGGCAGGUAGCACAGAUGAUUAUAAAUGAUGUCAGCAAACAAACUCUAGGAUUGGAUGAAGAUGAUGAUGAAGAUGAAGAUGAUGAAGAAGAGAUUGAUGUCUCUGAUUCAGAUGAUGAAUUAAGUGAGGAAGCUACAGGGAACACUCAGGAAAAGAGUAGUAACUCUUCAGGGAAAGAACAACGCAAGAGAAUAAAUUGAGAGAGAUUAUGACGACUAUGUUGCAAUUACAAUUGUGUAUGCCAGUAUACAUGUGUAUAUAUAUAUAUGUAUGUAUGUGUCUAUUUCAACUAUUGUCUUUCACUCUUUUUGUGUUUUCCUCAAAGCCAAAGUAAUCAAAUUAGUAUUUUGUGUGGC
Messenger RNA from Saccoglossus kowalevskii, 2395 nucleotides. Its product is annotated as A-kinase anchor protein 10, mitochondrial-like. Gene Ontology annotation, cellular component: plasma membrane; mitochondrion. Lineage: Eukaryota; Metazoa; Hemichordata; Enteropneusta; Harrimaniidae. Gene Ontology annotation, biological process: intracellular protein localization. The record is from RefSeq and is a predicted model, not a curated record.